CUUACUUAUUAUUUAGACAAGAAAAAUGGGAUCACUUGAAGUUGAAGGUUAUAUGCAUACAUAUACAUGCCCUAAUGCUUUAAUUUUGUUUCUCUGAUACCGAAACAUCGAACAAAAAAUGGGAAGCGAGGAAGAGAGAGUUCUAGAGAACCAGCUGGAGAUUCAAUUGCAAGAGCAAAGAGACUCACUUGCUGCUAUCAAAGAAGCCCUAGCCUGUGACCCCGCCAAUCCCGAGCUUCUCACUGUUUAUGAAGAGCUUGUUCAGGUAAUAAAAGAUGCAGAGGAAGGGCUGUUUCACUUAAAGCGUGCACGAUUACUGCGAGAAGCUGAUUCGGUGCUAAAUGGCUACAAUCAUAAAUCUGAGGAUGUUAAAGUAGAGCCUCUUGAUCCAGCAGAUGUUGAACGGGAACUGCUGGAGGAGCAAAGUUACGUAGUUGGAUCAAAAUGUAGAUUCCGUCACAGCGAUGGCCGUUGGUAUAAUGGUCAAAUCGUUGAAUUGGAUGAUUCUGAUUCAGCAAAGAUUUCUUUCCUCACUCCAAUAUCUGAAAAUAUGUUGAUGUGCAAGUUCUUUCUACAGCAACGGUGUCGAUUUGGUACUAACUGCCGCUUAUCCCAUGGUGUUGAUGUCCCAUUGUCCUCAUUGAAGAAGUACAUCCCAACAACUUGGGACCAGUCACUAGUGGGUUCAAGCAUUUGGGCAAUAUCAGACAGUAAAUCUGGCAUUUGGAGGGAAGCUGAACUUGAAUCGUGGGAUGAUAAACUUGGAGUAGGGCAAGUUGUUUUCCGAGACGAUGGAAGCUGUGCAAAGCUUGGGGUGGAUGCAAUUACAUUAUCUGAAAAUGCCCAAGUGAGUGAUGAAGAGGAGAGUGAUUCCGGCUCAGAACAAUUUGAUUCUAGUGACUAUGAAGAUGAGGAUUCACAGGGUUUAGGAUUUCUUGAAAGCUCCACCCAACAAAGAGGCAUCCAGAAAGGAACUAUGAUAUUUGCAAAGUGGGAAAAUCACACCAGGGGCAUAGCUUCCAAGAUGAUGGCCAAUAUGGGUUAUCGUGAAGGGAUGGGUUUAGGAGUAUCUGGGCAGGGAAUGUUGGAUCCCGUCACUGUGAAGGUCCUUCCACCGAAGCAAUCUCUUGACCAUGCUCUUGAGUCUCAUGAAGGUGAAGAGACCAACAAGAAGCAAGAGAAGAAGCGGAGCAGAGGUGGAAAGAGAAAACGUGAGAAGAAGUUUGCAGCACUGGCUCGAGCAGCAAAAGAGGAGGAGGAAUUGGAACCUGAUGUCUUUAGUCUUAUCAAUAACCAACUUGCAAUGCAUCAUGAAGCUUUAAGUGGUAGGUCAGCGAAGAAGCAGCAAGGUAAAGGUUCUGGGGAGGGGAACAAAGUAGAUAGACGGGCUCUGGUUGCUUAUGGUGAUGAGGUGAAGGACUUGAGGAUGCGAGCUGAGAAGCUUGAAGAAAUGGUUAAUAGAAACAGAAAGGAAAAGGUAGUUUAUGAAGCUGCCAUGAGAAAGUUAAAUGAAACUCGCAAAGCUUUAGCGGAGGCUGAGGCAACUCAUGCAUCUGCAUCAAGUGCGGUUGUCAGCCGAGAAAAAGAGAAGAGAUGGCUCAAGUUUUAGAUUUUAUAUUAUAUAUGUAGUUGUGUAAUUUAUUUAUACAGGAUGGAUCUAAACGGGGAAAAAUUAUUUGUUUUUGUUUUGAAGAAAAGCCUAAAGCUAGAAUCUAGAUUGAUUUUUAUGUGCA
Messenger RNA from Quercus robur (English oak), 1733 nucleotides. RefSeq names its product zinc finger CCCH domain-containing protein 22. Bases 119 to 1609 code for a protein of 496 amino acids. The transcript is spliced from 4 exons. The record is from RefSeq and is a predicted model, not a curated record. Lineage: Eukaryota; Viridiplantae; Streptophyta; Magnoliopsida; Fagales; Fagaceae. Gene Ontology annotation, molecular function: metal ion binding; nucleic acid binding.